Molecule: messenger RNA, 552 nt
Organism: Fusarium sp. VM40
Lineage: Eukaryota; Fungi; Ascomycota; Sordariomycetes; Hypocreales; Nectriaceae
Source: the annotation of a GenBank genome assembly
AUGCCUCUGCCUGUAAUCGGUAUAGGAGAUUUGGUCUCAUAUCUCAUGGUGCCGCCUAUCAAUGUCAAACCGUGGAUCGAAACUGGAUAUCCAGUCCAACAAACCGAAGUCUGGCGUACCCGCGUCUGUCUCUUUCAUCACACCCUCUAUACGCGAAACCCAUACAGUCCUGCGCGACCUCUCCACGCCGUUCUCGGUCUCGACGCAAAUGCUAGACAGUUCCACCCAGCGAAGCUUUCAGCAUCUCCCGACCAGCCCUUCCACCAAGCCGUAUACCACACCAUCGCUGACGCGUUUGCCAAAGCAACGGGAAACAAGGUUCAGUUCAUGGCGGCCAACUUGGUGCCGCUUGAGCUUGAUGAACAGGAUGUUGAUAGGGUUUGGGUUUAUACCAUUAUGAGUGUUGUUUCGCUUCUCAGCGACGAUACUAUUUGUGCUCAUUAUGCCUAUGGGUUUGUCCCUGCGCUGACGGAAGGCUUUGGGGAUAUGAUGAAGACGGACGAGGGGAUUCGUAAUGCGCGGCUUUCGGCUUUGAAGAUAUUGUGUAAUUGA